UUGCCAUCGCCGAAGGAACAAGAAGCGCGAAAAGCGAAAAGUGAGACUCAUUCGCGGACGCAGAAAUGAAAUCGAAUUAAAUGUGCACCGCGGCGCACCUGAAUUAAAGUUGUUGUGGCGGAUGGGCAAGAAUUUCCUUUCGAUUCGCUGGUUGGUUUCUUGCGUGCCAUUUUUUGUUCUAUUUUGCGGAAGUGUCGCCGUCGACAGCAUCCGUGAUUUUUUGCUGUUAUUCGCUACUUUUUCUAGCUGUCUUUAAAGUACAACUACUGGCCUUGGCCACAUACAAAAUAGUCGGCAACAGCAACAAGUGCCUGCUAAAAACUGUUUUAUUAACACAUGUAUUUUACAUUUUAUAAGGCCCAUAAAGUGUGUGUUUAUAAAUAAAAAGUAAAUAUUUUAACGCACACAAAAGAUGUAGAGAGAGUGCGGCGAAUAGAGAGAUGCGAGAAAUUUUCAGCGUGCGUGUGUGUUAGCCUAUGUGGGUAAUUGUUGAUCAAUUGUCAUGUGCACAAAAAAUAAAAACAAUAACAGCAACAGCCAGCGAAAAUCAUUCAGCAUCAUCAUCAUCAAUGGGAAGCAUUUCAAAAUCAACCAAGUGAAACGGAACCUAAUGAAAUAAGUCCCUCGAAAAAAUAGCGGAAAAACAACGAGAUUACAGUGACAAGUGGCAAACGAACUCUAGAACUGAGAUUACUCCAAAAUCCAAGUACAGUGAAUCGAGUUUGCAGGCAACCGCAAGAUAUUGAAUGUGAUUCACCCACUGAACAGAGAUUAUAGAGAAUAAUCUAGAGGAAUGUUUAUAAUUCAAAUUCAGACAAAAAGUCGCCGAGAUCAAGAGUAAUAACAUUAACAUAUUCCAAAGAACCGAAAUCCGUAAAAGGUUCUCAAUAAAAUUAAUAUUCCUGAGGCCACAGAACAGGGAGAAAAGUUCACGAAAAGCAAUAAAUCCAAAUAACUGAGGUUCAAGCAGUUAAGAAAUGAAUAAUAUAACCACUGCGAAUCAAGUGCAGUGAACAGCAAAUUGAAACGUUCUAACAAAGUGCCUCAUAAUUGAGGCAGGGCGUUGUCGAUAACCAACAUGAGACCUUUAUGACCUGAUGGAAUAUUUUUAUUUAUUAAUAUACGACAGACAUUGCAAAUCAGCCGAUCUGUUCGGGCAACUUUAUGGAGCACCGUAAAGAAACUAGAGAAAUUUACACUUCUGAUCUUGUGAAACAGCUUAAGAACUGAAAUAUAAAUUAGCUGUAAUAUGAAGUAAAUUGUAAAAGAAAUGGUAUAAAGAAAAGUGUCAUAAUCAUAAUUUAACAUCGUGAAUUUGAACAUACCUAUCACUGAUCUUGUAAGAAACAAAACUAAGUUUUUUACUUUAUGGUUCUGUUUACUUGGGCAAGUUUAAAAUCGUUUGGACAGUUAAAUAUUAUUAACUGAGCCUACACAGCUAAGAACAAGCUUUAAUGAAUAGUUUUUGGAAGAAAAAAAAAAGCUGAAACUAGCUAAAUCUGAUCUCGCAGCACAAGAGUUAAGUGAUUGAAGUGUAGGCUGUAGCCCAUGCCACCUUUUGAAGAGGGUGAAAUCGAGCCAGAGGAGCAGAUACCUCUAAAGCCGCCACGUCGACAGAGGACCAUGAAGUCUGCGGACCCGGAAGCGACCCAAACGCCGCCGGCGGAGGAACACGAGGAGGAGCACUUGCUGCCGGCCAGCACUGAGGCUAGUAAUUUGCGUUAUGCCCGGGCCAAUUUGAGCCAGAGCACCCUAAUGCUGAGCCACCAGCAGGGCUCCUUCGAGUCGUCCACCGAGCGAACGGCGAGCAGUGAGACAUUGGAUGUGCUGCCGAUAUCGAGGCGCUACCAAAGCUACCAGGUGCAUCCGCAGCCGAACAACCGCUUGGGGAUUCGGCAACAGCAGCAACAUCAGCCACAACAGCCACAACAGCCACAGCCUUCGGCCUUGGCGAGCGCUCUGCAUGCCACUGCCAGAUUGGCGGCCAGUGUGGAUGCCUAUACGGCGGCGGCUACAGCGGCAACCGGCAGCGACUACGGCGACUAUAUGCGCCAGCAUCCGAACCUCAGUCACAGCCACCAGCAGUCCCAGAGCCAGCUGCCCCUCCACCAUCCCGCACACAAUCUGGGCAAUCUGAGAGCGGGCAAUUUCGUGGGAUCGUCGCGACAUCUCUAUCACAGCCAGUUCAAUUCGAAUUCGCCGCAAGCGAGACGCUUCACUGCGCAGCGUGACUGCUCGCCAGCAUUCGCGGCUUCAGCGGCAGCAGCUUCAGCUUUAGCGGCAACAGCUUCAGCAGUAGCACCACUAGCGCCACUAGCACCACUCGCACCACUAGCCUCCAUAGCCUCCUCAUCGAACCCAUUUGCGGCCCACCAGCCGCCGCCGCCACCGCCCUUUCAGUUGCGCACCUACCAACAGAAUCAAUCCUACCGCUUUCAGCCGCGUGGACACCAUCGCACCGGCAGCAGCAGCAUGUCGCAGUCUGGGGAGGAUCUCCAUUCGCCCACCUACCUGUCCUGGCGGAAGCUACAGCUGAGUCGGGCCAAGCUAAAGGCCUCCAGCAAGACGUCCGCCCUGCUUUCCGGAUUCGCCAUGGUGGCCAUGGUGGAGGUGCAACUGGAUCACGACACAAAGGUGCCGCCGGGCAUGCUGAUAGCCUUUGCCAUCUGUACCACGCUCCUGGUGGCGGUGCACAUGCUGGCCCUGAUGAUCAGCACCUGCAUCCUGCCGAACAUCGAGACGGUCUGCAACCUACACAGUAUUUCCCUGGUGCACGAAUCGCCGCACGAGCGCCUGCACUGGUACAUUGAGACGGCGUGGGCCUUCUCCACACUCCUGGGACUGAUACUGUUCCUCCUGGAGAUCGCCAUCCUGUGUUGGGUGAAGUUCUACGACCUCAGUCCGCCGGCGGCUUGGUCGGCCUGCGUGGUCCUCAUCCCCGUGAUGAUCAUCUUCAUGGCCUUCGCCUAUCACUUCUAUCGCUCCCUCGUCUCGCACAAGUACGAGGUGACGAUUUCGGGCAUCCGGGAGCUGGAGAUGCUCAAGGAGCAGAUGGAGCAGGAUCACCUGGAGCAUCAUAACAACAUCCGAAACAAUGGCAUGAACUACGGCGCCUCCGGGGAUAUUGUCUAGCACGAUAUCCACGUAGAUGUGGAUCAACCGAAAAAGACAUAGCGGCUCAGGGCAAGCCUCAGAUUAUUUAAGUGAAAAAUAAAAACAUAGUGUAAAUUUGUAGUUGAUGCAAAUUUUGUGAUAUGCAGAUAACAGCAGAUUUUUAUUAUAUAUACCACGUGAACUGUAUUCUGUAUUGCGUGUGGCUCUUUAUUUUUGUAUGGCAAUUACUAGGCACGAAUAUGUAGACAAUGAUAAAAGACCCUAAUCGAAGCAAUACUUUUUGGACCAUCAUGUACGAUGAAUAUUCCUCAAUAAUUAGCUCAUAUCCGAUCUAUAUAUAUAUAUAUUAUAUUAGUUGCGUGUAUCUUAAAUUGUAUGCCGUAUUUUUUCGAAACCAUCCUUGGCAGUCUUCCCGUAUUUAUUGUUUAAGACUUUUUUGGACACAACUCGAUUGUCUUAGCCCCUAAUUUAAUGUUAGGCCAAUUAUGUAAGCGAAACCGCGCUGUAAUUUAUAUUAUAUAAUUUACGAUUAAAUGAUUUUUCUAUAUAUA
Messenger RNA from Drosophila gunungcola (fruit fly), 3665 nucleotides. RefSeq names its product calcium release-activated calcium channel protein 1 (gene Orai). Gene Ontology annotation, molecular function: store-operated calcium channel activity. The record is from RefSeq and is a predicted model, not a curated record. The transcript is spliced from 2 exons. The coding region runs from base 1549 to 3132 and encodes 527 amino acids. Lineage: Eukaryota; Metazoa; Arthropoda; Insecta; Diptera; Drosophilidae. Gene Ontology annotation, biological process: store-operated calcium entry. Gene Ontology annotation, cellular component: membrane.